AUAGGAAUGGUUGAGUCACAACCGACAUCGGAGGAUGAACAACAAUUAUCUCUUUGUGUAUGCAAUAAACCAAGAGAUCUGGGCAGCAUAGAGCUGGUAUGUUCGGAAUGUAAGAAAUGGCACCACGCAGCGUGCACCACACUUUCUACAGAGAACAUGUUACCUUUCCAGCUGAAUUACGUUUUUACGUGUAAUAAGUGUCACGACAAAGCUGUCGAUCAUAUGGUCAAGUCUAAAUCAACUUUUUUGCAGGCGUGUAUCACUACUCUUGGAAACCUGAUGUUUCACAACCUUGGCAAAAGAUACUAUUGUAAAGAUAAGGAUGUGGUACCGUUCAUUGCAGAACAUUGGGAUCAGCUCAUGCCGAACCGACAACAGAGUCUGAACUGGCCCACACACAUUUACCGGGCUCUUACCACUGAAAGUGUCUUCUCCUCGGAGACCGAGGGGGAGGAAACCUUCUACUCACUUGCUGAUGAGGAUCUAGCUCAGAUCAACCCCUUAAGAAGUACAACCGAGAAAUUGGAAGGAAACCCCAGUAAAGGUGGCAAACCCCCCAACAAGAAAGGAGGCGCAGCUGGGAAAAGAAAAACUACUGAUGGCAACGGGGGUCCAGGGAAAAAGUCAAAACUGGAGGAGAAGAAGGAGAGACUCUCAAAAUGGGGUUACCCUCUAGAACAUCCUCACAAUAAGGAUAACUACAGAUACACCCUCGCACAAGCAGACCCCCUAGCUGGAGAUAACUGGGAGCAGGAGCUAGCUGCCGGCAAACCUCUACCCUCCAAACACUAUCGGUGUAAACUGUCCGAGCACGUCCUGUUGGCUCUCCAUGACAAAGCACAGCAGAUAAAGGUGGACGAUGAGCGCACUACCGUGUCGGGGGAGAAGGGGUACUGUUUAGUUCGGGCAACACACGCUGUCAAACAUGGGUCCUACUAUUUUGAGUGCACGAUAAAGGAGAUGCCUGAUAACUCAGCAUGUAGGAUAGGAUGGGCCCAGCAAUAUGCUAACCUACAGGCUCCGUGUGGGUAUGACAGGUUCGGGUACUCUUGGAGGUCAAGAAAGGGAACCAUAUUUCACAAUAGCAGAGGAAAACGUUUCUCCAGCGGGUACGGAGUUGGUGACACGUUAGGUUUCCUGAUAGUCCUACCAAAAGCGCCCCACAGCGGCAGUAUGCUCCCUCCCUCCUACAAAGAUCAAGCUCUGAUAAAGUUUAAGAAUCACCUCUAUUUUGAGGAGAAGGAUGAGAGUGAGAAGAUAGAAAAGGCGUUAACCCCGCUUCCAAACAGCAUGAUAAAGCUGUAUAAAAACGGGAAGUGUGAAGGUACUGCUUGGACACAAAUAUAUGGGGGCGCAUACUUUCCUUGUGUUUCAAUUUACAAGAACUGCUCAGUUCAGAUCAACUUUGGUCCAGAAUUCAAGCUGAAACCAGAGGGAGACGAUCUGGGAGACGUGCGGCCAAUUUCAGACUUAGCAGCAGUGAAUAUCGUAGAUCACACGUUAGGCGACCUGCUUUACCACGUGGAAGAUCGUAUAAACACUGACACGUGACCAGAACAUUGCUAUUAGCUGUUAUUUUAACAUAUUUCAACUUGUUUUGAUUGAACGUGCUUGUUGGAGAACAACCAACCCAUUAUGCUAGCUGGAUUCUUUAUCUGAGAUUGUAAUUUCUUGUUCAGCUGAAGAUCGGUGAUGUGGACAAGUAAAUUAGAUUGAAGUUAAAUAUGUAAUUUUAAUAAACAAUGCGGUCACUGGUUGAGCUACAGGCUACUGGUUCUCUUGAGCAUAGCGGCAUAACAUAUUUAGUCAUUAAGUUACAAUUAUAUUUACAUUUUCAUCUUUUUAAGAUUUAUUAAGGUCUAGCACCCAUUUCAUUAUUAUUUGUUAUACCCUAUUGUUUGUUAUCAUUUAAAACCUGUUACUAAUAUUAUUGUUAUUUGAGAUAAUGUGAAACAGGUUUAUUGUUUGUUCUCGAAUAAUAUUAGUUUGCACUUGAACGAACAUAUUUUAUAUAUUGUACAUAGUCAUUAUUUUAUUUGACGAAUUCCUCGAAUUACCGAUC
Messenger RNA from Bolinopsis microptera, 2062 nucleotides. RefSeq names its product set1/Ash2 histone methyltransferase complex subunit ASH2-like. The transcript is spliced from 13 exons. Gene Ontology annotation, cellular component: Set1C/COMPASS complex. The coding region runs from base 7 to 1551 and encodes 514 amino acids. Gene Ontology annotation, molecular function: protein binding; transcription cis-regulatory region binding. The record is from RefSeq and is a predicted model, not a curated record. NCBI's taxonomy places the organism in Eukaryota, Metazoa, Ctenophora, Tentaculata, Lobata, Bolinopsidae.